Pelobates cultripes (western spadefoot toad) is the source of this 309-nucleotide messenger RNA. The record is from the annotation of a GenBank genome assembly. NCBI's taxonomy places the organism in Eukaryota, Metazoa, Chordata, Amphibia, Anura, Pelobatidae.
AUGAACACUGCGCAUGCUUCUGAAUUCCAUACUGAAUUCAUGCUUCACUAUCAGAAGCAGCUUAAUGGUGCAUUUGCAGCCCUCACUGCUUUACAAGAAGAAUUUGAUUGGACCAUGGAAAAUAAACUGGUGAUCCGGCAUGAUGAACUAAAGCAUACUAGGAGAUGCCACUGGAACUUUAAGCUUCACAAAUUGUUGGCCCAACAAGAACAGUGCUAUAAGCACGCAGACAAGCCAGUCGCAUAUAAUGGCCUCUGCCCACUUCCACUAAAGGCCUGGCUGAAUAUAGUGCUGGUAGAGUCUCGAUAG